Molecule: messenger RNA, 1270 nt
Organism: Daphnia magna
Lineage: Eukaryota; Metazoa; Arthropoda; Branchiopoda; Diplostraca; Daphniidae
Gene: Pis
Product: CDP-diacylglycerol--inositol 3-phosphatidyltransferase
Exons: 4
Coding region: 120-770 (216 amino acids)
Biological process (GO): phosphatidylinositol biosynthetic process
Cellular component (GO): membrane; Golgi apparatus
Molecular function (GO): CDP-diacylglycerol-inositol 3-phosphatidyltransferase activity
Source: RefSeq, a predicted model, not a curated record
CCCUAUGGCGAUUGCUGGAACCAAAAAAUGUCAGACUGACAGUCGAACCUCGAAACGUUGAAAAGUGGUCGUCGGAAGAUUGCCUAAUCCAAUAAAGCUUUCUGUAUUUCACGAUCGAGAUGGCAGACAAUAAUAUAUUUCUAUUUGUGCCCAAUUUGAUUGGAUACGCUCGUGUCGUCUUGGGUAUCGGCUCCUUGUAUUUUAUGCCAACCCAUCAUGUCCUAGCUGCGUCAUUGUACAUCCUCAGUGGGUUUCUUGACGCAUUCGAUGGACAUGCCGCAAGAAUUCUAAACCAAAGUACUAAGUUUGGUGCUAUGCUGGACAUGUUGACAGACCGCUGUGCCACUAUGUGUUUGCUGGCCACUUUGGGAACAUUUUAUCCAAGCUAUCUGUUUUUCUUCCAGUUGGUCAUGGUUGUGGAUAUAUCUUGCCAUUGGAUUCAUCUUCACACAUCUGUCAUCUCAGGCAUAACAUCCCACAAAACCAUUGGUGAAGAAGAGAAUGCACUUCUGCGUUUUUACUACACUUCGAGACCAUUCCUGUUUUGUAUGUGCACCGGAAAUGAGCUUUUCUAUUCCAUGCUAUAUCUCCUACAUUUCACAUAUGGCUACACAUUUUUGGGCAUGAGCAUAAUCAAGAUGUUGGUAGUUUUGCUCUUCCCUGUAGCUGUCUUGAAGUUGCUUCUGGCCCUUAUGCAAGGAGGUUCUGCUUGGCGCAAACUUGGUUACAUUGACAUUAAGGAGAGGGAGGAAUCAGAUAAGAAGCAAUAAAUCCCUCAAUUACCUAGUCAACUUGUUUACUCUGUUAACAUAAAGUAUGCUUUGAGAUUAUUUAUUUGGUUCCAUAUAUCAAAAUUGAUUUUUUUUUCAGUACUUAAUUUGUCGAUAAUUCUAAAAAAUGUUCACCCAUUCCCAAAGAUGAAGAUACAACGCGAAAUUUCCCAGAUGACAAGAAGUCGUCAUCUGAACGAGAUUUUUAGUUUUAUCCUCGCCCAAAACGAAAAAUUAUUCUAUCUCCAUUUUGAACGUUAGUUCCCAGUCCGUUAUCCAGUGUAGCAACCGGCUGAGGAGCUUGAUUUGACCCGGGAGGAAUCCGGAACACCCUCCAUGACCAGUUGUUUUUACUGUCGUUGACUACGCUGUUCAAUCCGGUCAGUUGUGUUCCCCCAUUUGCUGCUUCCGUCGCGAACCUGUUCCAAUGCGAGAAUUAUAAAAUUAUAUCAAUGUUUACCUGUUCGAAAUACCAGCCCCUCAAUAAAAUGUAAAAGAAA